GCCAGACAAACGCGAAAGACGAGCUACCUCAGUGCCUGACCCACGCAGGUGCAAGUCAUGGCGACAGGCUUCACCAUCUCGGACGAGUCCGAUUGCUGCUGCGAGAUGUCCGCCGCCACAGGCGCUUAUAAGCAACAGAGCCCGCUCGAGGACAGCAUCAACAUCCACCAUGGCGCCCAUUUCAAUCGAGACCGCCCCGGCCGCCGCGCCCAUCGACGAGCUCAAGAACCUCUCGCUCAAGUCUGCGCCCGUCACGACCAAGCCCCAGUGGUUCAGCCAGACCGGCCGCCCCGAAUCCGAGUACCCGUACAAGGCGCUCCUGCCCAUCUGGGACUUUGGGACCAAGUAUCCUGCGCUGACCGAAUUCACGCACGCGGACCCGGGCCUGGAGGCGAAGAAGCACGCGGACCCGCGCGCGUUCCUGUCAGCCGCGACGGUCGACGAGCUCACGCCGCGCUUCGGCUCCGAAGUGCGCGGCGUGCAGCUGACAGAGCUGGACGCCGCCGGGCGGCAGCAGCUGGCGCUGUUCGUGGCGCAGCGCGGCGUAGUCGUCUUCCGCGACCAAGACUUUGUCGACGCCGACCCGGCGUGGCACGUCCGCGACUGGGGCACCUUCUUCGGGCGUCCCCACAUCCACCCCGUCUCCGGCCAUCCGAAGGGCAUCCCCGAGUUCCACCUCGUCUACCGCGCCCCCAAGGCCGGCGAGGACACGUACUACGACGCGUUCACGACGACGCUCAACGGCGUGCGCUGGCACUCGGACGUGACGUACGAGCUGCAGCCGCCCGGCCUGACCGCGCUGUUUCUGUACGACUCGCCCCCCUCCGGCGGCGACACGGGGUACGCGGACCAGCGCGAGGCAUACAACCGCCUCUCGCCCAGCUUUGCGGCAUACCUCGAAACGCUGCAGGUGCUGCACUCGGGCGUGGCGCAGGCCGAAGUCGCGAAGAAGCACAACGCGCCGCCGCGCCGCGAGCCCGUCGAGAACGUGCACCCCCUCGUGCGCCGCCAUCCCGUGACGGGCGAGAAGGCGCUGUUCGUGAACCGCCAGUUCUCGCGCCACAUCGUCGGCCUCAAGCAGGAGGAGAGCGACGCCAUCCUCAACCUCCUCUACGACCAUAUUGAGAAGGGCUCCGAUUUCCAGGUCCGCCUCAGGUGGGAGCCGCGCUCCGUCGUGCUCUGGGACAACCGCAUCACGGCGCAUAAUGCCAACGUCGACUUUGACAACCUCGGCUUCCGCCGCCACGGAGCGCGUAUUACGCCGCAGGCUGAGCGCCCGUUCCUCUAGCCUUCGAAGGUUGAGGCUAAGCCGGGUGAUAGAGCAAGAUCACAAGUUGUAGUAUAGCGUGAACAAGAUGUGCAGUGCGCAGGGGAUGGCGGGUUGGUCGAUCGUGUAACUCGUGCAAGCUUGUCUUCGGGUGGUCAGUGUAGAGGUUGAAGGACUAUGCUGAAUGAUCGCGUAUGUGAGAGAACUGAUGUGUUGAUGACGAGCUGAU
Cutaneotrichosporon oleaginosum is the source of this 1496-nucleotide messenger RNA. RefSeq lists its product as uncharacterized. Gene Ontology annotation, cellular component: cytoplasm. Gene Ontology annotation, molecular function: 2-oxoglutarate-dependent dioxygenase activity. The record is from RefSeq and is a predicted model, not a curated record. NCBI's taxonomy places the organism in Eukaryota, Fungi, Basidiomycota, Tremellomycetes, Trichosporonales, Trichosporonaceae.